Molecule: messenger RNA, 906 nt
Organism: Postia placenta MAD-698-R-SB12
Lineage: Eukaryota; Fungi; Basidiomycota; Agaricomycetes; Polyporales; Adustoporiaceae
Exons: 5
Coding region: 1-906 (301 amino acids)
Source: RefSeq, a predicted model, not a curated record
AUGUACAACCUGACGACCCGGUAUUGGAAAGUCCGAACGAGGCGCAAGAUUGACUCCAAGUCUGAUUUGAAGGUCGUUUUCUCACCCCGAGCGAAGACUAUCCCUACGCAUCGACCAAGGGUCUCUGGAAGUGCUGUCAGUAUCUUACGGCGGCAGGACGUCGUUGAGGCUGCAGAGCUCGCGAUGACGUCCCGCGUGGCAUAUGCGACUGCCAUGCCGCGCUAUCUCUCCGAGGUCACGCUCAGCAACUCCGCGCGCGCACAGCGAAGCAAGGUCGCGCAGUACUAUGCCGCGAAUGACGACCGCCAGAUCAGGCCCUCCGAGCUGCUCGCCCCUGAGCGCGACAGGUUCCUCCACAGCCUGACCCACAGCCUGACCAGCCUCACGCUCGCGCGCAGGCCAGACAUCCUCACGCUACUGGAGCCGCACACUGUCUGGCCGUGCGUCCGCCGCCUUUCUGUCUGGGGCAACGUCGGAAGCCUGGCCGCCCUUGCCGCCGCGUUCCCCGCGCUGGUGUAUCUCCAUGUGCCUACGCUCGACUUGGACGUCGUGGACACGCUCCGACCAGCAGUCUGGCCUGCGCUCGACCACGUCGUCACGGGCUGUCCACUCCCGCUCGCCUGUCCAGUGCGCCGGCUGGAGCUGCACUAUGACCUCGACGCAAUCGACGAGGCGGCGUGGUACGCAGGGACGCUCGCGCUGCUGCGGGACACAGCCCCGGUGGUGCUCGCAUGCUCAAUGAAUUCACGUAUCCUGUCAUGCAUCGCAAACACAGUGCCGAGCGUGCGGUUCGCCGAGUUCCUCGUAACCGACUUCUUGCUCGAGGCGUUACUGGGAGGGGACGCGGAAUCUGCAGAGUCCUGCAUUGUGAGCCAAUCAGGCUGUGAGCGUCGCAUGCCGCACUGA